AUGUCGAUACAUAGGAAGGCCGAUAUGAUAAUAGAAAACAUGGCCACCAACACCUACAAACCAUUUGCUAAAUUGGGACAAUUCAUCAAACAAAUUUUUGAAGAUGAUGAUGAAUCAGAUUCUCCAAACCUCCACCAACUUGCUAGAGCAGGAAACGAGGCUCAGCUACAAGAAAUUAUAAAUAACGGAUGUGACGUCAACCUGGAAGACAGUGAUGGAUUAACAGCACUAUAUAUAGCAACGAAAAGAAGUCAUACAAAAAUUGUAGAAAUCCUCCUUCAGAAUGGAGCAUGUGUCAAUACAAAGCACAAUCCUUUGCACAUUGUUCGAGAUUUGGCCAUUGCACAUUUACUUCUUCAAGCUAAAGGUGAUCUUAACGCCAGAGACGAAUAUGGAAAUACUCCUUUGCAUAAAGCGAUUAUUGCUGGAAAGGAAAAUUUAGUUGAAUUUUAUUUGUCUGUUGGAGCAGAUAUUUACCAAAUGAAUGCUAAAAAACAAACAGCUCUUCACACUUUGUGUUCGUCCUUUAUGGAAGAACCUCAUGGUUCAAAAUUGGCUCGAACGCUUAUUGAGGGAGGUGUAAGUGUAAACUGUAAAAACUGGUUAAAUAGAUCACCAUUACACUUAGCUGCGAUACAUUACCACCUUGAUAAACUUCAAACAAUUUGUACUCUGAUAAAAGCUGGAGCCUCUUUGUCGGAUUUAGACUUGCAAGGAUUAAACCCAAUACAUCAUUACUUCGAACAAUCUAGAGGGUGCUCAGAUGAUAAAGAAGAAGUAUCGUUGACAUUUAUUGACUCUCUUAUUGUUGACGAACAAGCAGCGGACCAUCGAACUGCAAUUGGCCAGACCAUUUUGCAUCUUGCCAUACGAGAUAUACCACUUCAGAUUCUGAAGCACCUUGUAAGAAAAGGAUGUCAGCUCAAUGCAAAGGAUAGUCGACAACAAGGUCUUCUGCAUUAUCUAGUUGACAGGGAUGAUUCCACGACUAUAAUACAAUACUUAGUAGACAUGGGAUUAGAUGUAAAUGAUCAUGAUAUUUGGGGACAAACUGUCUUGCAUCUUGCUGUCGAGAAAAACAAGAAAAAACUUGUGGAGACUCUUGUUAGUCUUGGUGCCGAGGUAAAUGUGAAGGAUUCUAUUGAGAGACAAGCAAUACAUAUAGCUGCAGAACAUGGUUGGGAUUUUAUCCUUGAAUUUCUUCUACAAAAAGGGGCAAAUAUUAAUUCACUAGAUAAAUAUCAAUCUACACCUUUACAUUUCGCUGCUUGGAACAACAAGUCAUCCAUUGCAUAUACCCUUGUCAAUUAUGGCUGUGAUGUUGGGUGCAAAGAUGCACGUGGACAAACUGCAAAGGAUGUAGCACAGUUCAGAUCCAGUAUUGACUUUCUUCAAAUUCUUGAUGAACAUGGUCUAGAAUAUCAGAAGCAUAAAGAGAUGUCGUUUUCAAAACAUGCUAAUAAGUUGUUACAUCUGAAAGAUUUUCAAGAUAUCUUAAAUUCAAAUGAAACGCUAAGAGACCCUGAGAAUCUUAAUGAGUAUCUUAUCAAUUUAAUCACAACUUCGCCGACGGGAAUUUUACACAGAGAUUCUGAGGCUCUGGAGAUUCAUACUGCUGUCGAUGAAUUUGCAAUUAACGCUGCAAAAUGUCUUUCACAGAGUGAUCCAAAGCUAGAGUGCACUGUGUAUCCUGUUGGUAGUUCUUCUGAAGGGACUAAAACACUUUAUCCAGACGAAUUUGAUUACAUCGUUUGCUUUGAGAAACUCAGUGAGAAUAUCUAUCCACGGCAUGAAAAAGAAGAUAUUCAGGAAAGCAUUUUUCUCAUCUCGGAUAAAGAUACUGAAAUGCGAGAGGUUCUAAAAGAAGGUGUCGACUUCGAUGAAACACUCUACUCAGUAUCGGACUAUACUCGUAUUUUUCUAAAGAAAGAGGCAAUCAACACAUACUCAGAACUCACUGAAAUGGAAUCAAAAAUAGUUCCAAAUCAUACCAUGUUCCAAACAUUUACGCAACGUGUAUCCAAAAUUGUUUUUAAUGAAAGUUUUCCGAAAGAUGACCGAUUACUGAUAAAGGACGUGAGCAACGAUCCAAAAAUAGUAUUGCUAUGGAGAGGCUCAAAAUACAAAAGCCUGGAAAUCAAUGUUGAUUUUGUUCCAGCUGUGCGCCUAUCUUCUUGGCCAAACAAAUUGCGAAUAAAUUCAAAAAUCUUUGGUCAGGAUUUACUGCGAUUGCCUUGUCUUGCUGUUCCAAAAAUGACAAGUCAAGAAGAUGAAAACCUUUGGAGGUGUUCCUUGUCGUUAGUAGAAAUAGCAAUAAUGAAAAGAUGUCGUCCACAUAUUCGAAAUAGCUACAUCGCUGCCAAGUCUUUGAUCAGUUCAGCUGUUUGUCCCCUUGUUAGCUUUGGUGACUAUGAAGAAGCGAAGGAUUAUUACCGAAGUCGCCACGACAGUAUGUCAUCUGAAGAAGAGUUUGAACUUUUCGAAGAAUUGGGAGACAUAUUACCAUCAUACAUAUUAAAAAUGGCGUUCCUUCAUGUCAUAGAAGAGAAAGCAACAAGAGAUGGUGUCGAAACCGUCUUUGAUGACGUUUUGUAUGAGAGAGACCCAAUCGAUCAACUUAUAUUGACAUCAGAGUCCAUUGCACAUUUUUCUAGAACCUUUGUUUGCAAGGAAUGCGAUCCAAAUGUUGUAAAAGGCAUUUUCCAAAAAUGCCAUGAAUGGCUCUCAGACCAGUUUGUUCCAUCUUUUUUCAAUCCCCGGCACAAUGUUUUGGGCUCAAGAAUGCUUGAUGAAGACGGUGUCAAAGUACAAAAAUUUAUAAAGUUCAUCGUCAAACUUCUAGGAGAAAACUGAAUACACAAACAUGUAUAAAAUACUUUAUAUGUGGGGUG
This is a messenger RNA of Saccostrea echinata, 2891 nucleotides long. Its product is annotated as serine/threonine-protein phosphatase 6 regulatory ankyrin repeat subunit B-like. Bases 1 to 2853 code for a protein of 950 amino acids. The record is from RefSeq and is a predicted model, not a curated record. The transcript has 2 exons. Lineage: Eukaryota; Metazoa; Mollusca; Bivalvia; Ostreida; Ostreidae. Gene Ontology annotation, molecular function: protein binding.